Cottoperca gobio is the source of this 751-nucleotide messenger RNA. It is a transcript of the gene smyd3, whose product is annotated as SET and MYND domain containing 3. The record is from RefSeq and is a predicted model, not a curated record. NCBI's taxonomy places the organism in Eukaryota, Metazoa, Chordata, Actinopteri, Perciformes, Bovichtidae. The transcript is spliced from 6 exons. Gene Ontology annotation, cellular component: nucleus. Bases 71 to 724 code for a protein of 217 amino acids.
GACGCACCGUGUACGUCUAUUACGUUACGGAUGUAAACACCGCUAGGUUCACGUGGAGCGAAAACCGACUAUGGCACCGAAGUUGGAGCGUUUUGUCAGCCCGGGAAAGGGUAACGGUCUGCGCGCGACAGCCAACAUCAAGAGGGGAGAGCUGGUGUACUCGGCUGAGCCGUUGGCGUGUUGUGUGUCCAACAAACUGUCCAGAGAUGUCUGCCACCACUGCUUCACACGAUGUGAGACCUUGUUGCGAUGUUCCCAGUGCAAGAUGGCUCGGUACUGCAAUAUCACUUGCCAGAAACGAGCAUGGAUUGGCCAUAAGAGAGAGUGUAAAUGUCUGCAAAGCCUCCUACCCAGAAUUCCCACUGACUCGGUCCGUCUGGCUGCGAGACUCACCUUUGCCUUGUUAAGUCCAUCUAAGAGCCGUAGUGAGGAGCUCUACACUUUGGAGGAGCAUGAAUCACACCUAAGUUCCAUGUCUGAGCAGAAAAAACAAGGUCUGUCUCAGCUGGCAUCCAUGUUAGAGUUGUACCUACAACAGGAAGUACCUGACCUGGCACAGGAAGUGACAUCAGCACUGCCACCUUCCUGCCAAGAACCCUUCAGCCUCAUUGCAAAGCUAUUCGACAGGAGCGUUCUGCCUGCAGUGUCCAAACACAUCCAACAGCACACACAUGGUGCACUCUGUGGCAGCAGGUGCACACAGGACAGUUUAGCUGCCUGCUGACAGGUCACCUGAUCAGGACACAACCUC